Molecule: messenger RNA, 1408 nt
Organism: Hypoxylon fragiforme
Lineage: Eukaryota; Fungi; Ascomycota; Sordariomycetes; Xylariales; Hypoxylaceae
Product: dihydrodipicolinate synthetase family protein
Exons: 2
Coding region: 255-1193 (312 amino acids)
Molecular function (GO): 4-hydroxy-tetrahydrodipicolinate synthase activity
Source: RefSeq, a predicted model, not a curated record
UGUAACUAUCUACAUAGUAUACGCAACGUCACGUUGGUUUAGUAGCCCAUACCUACUUUGCUUAAGUCACAUCCACGUAGCUUACUUGUCAUAAUUGUCUCUAUACUACUAGUCUGCUACUUUAUUUCAACCAUCUACACUGUCAUUUUCAUUCGUAUACAUAACGAUAUACCUUUACAGAUAUCUAUCUAGGUAUACACUAUACAUACUCAAAAAGAAACCCAAUUACUCCCUCGUGACACCCAAUCACCUCGAUGACGGACUCUCCAAGCCAACCAUGCCCUCUUCCCGAUGGGGUCUAUGUUCCCACCGUGGCUUUCUUCAAGGAAAAUGAUGAGAUUGACCUAGAAGCCACUCAACGUCAUGCUAUCCGUCUUGCUGACGCCGGCGUUGCGGGCCUGGUUGUGCAUGGCUCGAACGGAGAAGCUGUUCACUUGAGCAGAGAAGAGCGUACCCUCGUUAUCAAGACUACACGAUCUGCUCUAGACCAGUCGGAUCACCAUCUCAUGCCGCUCAUCGCCGGCUGUGGGACACAAUCUACCCGCGAGACCAUCCAGCUCUGCCGGGAUGCCGCUAGCGCGGGUGCUAACUAUGCUAUCAUACUACCCCCGGCGUACUAUGGCGGUCUCCUCAACACAUCCAAGAUCGUCCAGCAUUUCUAUGAUGUUGCCGACUCUAGUCCGAUACCGGUUGUGAUCUACAACUACCCCGGAGCAUGCUCUGGUCUAGAUCUUUCCUCCGACACAAUUCUCCAAAUCGCUAAACACUCCAAUGUUCAAGGCGUCAAGCUCACCUGUGGAAACACGGGGAAGCUGGCUCGCAUCGUUGACGGGGCCAAGCCCGGCUUCUUUGUGGCCGGAGGCAGCGCAGACUUCAUUCUCCAGGGCCUUGUCGUAGGUGGGCACGGUACCAUCGCUGGAACUGCCAAUCUAAUACCCCGAGCCUGUGUUCGUAUCUGUGAGCUAUUCCACGCCGGUGAGCUCAAGGAAGCCAGAAGACUACAGGCGGUUGUUGCUAAGGCCGAUUGGAUCGCGAUCCAGACGGGCUUUGCGGGUGUCAAGGCUGCCUUGCAGCACUUCGAGGGAUUUGGUGGGGAACCGAGGAAGCCAUGUGGGCUGCCAAGCGACGAGCAGAUGAAAAUGAUUACAAAUGGAUUUGACGAGGUGAUAGCUUUGGAGCGGAGCUUGGCUUAGAGGGAAAUCCGGGGUUUGGGACUCCUCCCCGAAAAUCAUAAGGCUCAAUGGGACACCAAUAUGAAGUGAACCCGGGGCUUGGCGUUACGAAAUAAAACGGCGUUACUUGGCAGCUUGGAUGGAAUAGUUCAAAAUUAUCGAAAUAGAUAAGACUUCUAAAGACUUCUAAAAACGGACGUUCGUAUCGCUGUUAACCUAAUACAGAUAAGCAUUCG